AUGCUCAUCUCCUCAAAUGCUCGUGCACACCUUAAUCGAAAAAAUCCAUGCCGUUCUCAGCGGUACCGCCGAGAUCCAAUGCCAGCACCUGAACCAAGUCCAGAGACGGAAAUUAGAGCAGACAAUGAGAAUAGUCUAAUCCCCGAGUCAAUUCCAGACCAGGCGGCUAAGGGAGUGCAAAAAGUAGUAGUAAAGAAAAAUCUUACGCAUGACAUGUACGAUUCAUGUUUACAAUUACAAAAAGAGCAUAUGGUAACAAUGCAUCGAUUAGGAAGUAAAGAUCAUGUUAUCAGAUUAUUGCGAUCCUCAAAAAUCGGUCUCAGUCCACUAGAUACAAAAAGAUGGAUCCUUUCCGAUGGCAUUACGACAUUAGCUUUUGGAGAUUGGCGUAUUAGAGCAUACAAAAAUCUAAUUAAAUCUGGUAUGACACAUGAAGAUGCCGAAAAAAGAAUUACUCACAAAGUGUGGACGCUUUGA
Paraglomus occultum is the source of this 477-nucleotide messenger RNA. The record is from the annotation of a GenBank genome assembly. Lineage: Eukaryota; Fungi; Glomeromycota; Glomeromycetes; Paraglomerales; Paraglomeraceae.